AUGGGCAAGCGCCACUGCACGCGAGAUCUAUUCUCCAAGAGGCACAGGAAGCAUGGCGUGCCCAAGCUGUCGACCUACCUGCGGACGUACAGGCUCGGCGAGCACGUCAUGAUCAAAGUCGAUCCGUCCAUUCAAAAGGGCAUGCCGCACAAGUUCUACCAUGGAAAGACGGGGCUUGUGUGGAACAUCACGAAGCGGGCUGUCGGCGUGGAGGUCAACAAGCAGGUUGGCAACAGAAUAAUCAAGAAACGCAUCCACGUCAGGAUCGAGCAUGUCAGGCACUCCAAGUGCCGGCAGGACUUCCUCAACAGGGUGAAGGAGAACGAGCGUCUGAAGAAGGAGGCCAAGGCGAAGGGCGAACCCAUCCCCCAUCUGAAGAGGCAGAUUGCUGGGCCAAGGGAGGGGUUCACAGUCUCAGGUGGUGACGUUGUGUUGGAAACGGUGGCACCAAUUCCAUACGAUAUUGUCAAGGAGGGUGUCAUCAACUGA
Ostreobium quekettii is the source of this 489-nucleotide messenger RNA. The record is from the annotation of a GenBank genome assembly. NCBI's taxonomy places the organism in Eukaryota, Viridiplantae, Chlorophyta, Ulvophyceae, Bryopsidales, Ostreobiaceae.